GGAUAAACUAGUAGCCUUAUUUGCCUUCUUAGUGCAGUCUCUUUGACGGAGGAAACCGAGGGGAGAAACUGGUGAUUGGAGAAAUCUUUUCUGUCAAUGUUUAAAUUCUGGCUUACAGGGUCCAUGUUUCAUUUUUUUCACAGGUUUGUGUUUGCAUCGCUAAAUGGUGCCAGACUUUCAAGCAGGACACCUUUUCGGCUUGUUGGAAUUUGAUAAGAUUUUCAUAGAUAGUGAUCCUCUGAACAGACACGGUGGACUUUGCACAAGAUCAGCUAUCAAGAUCCAAAAGAGAUUUGAAAGACGGACGUCACUGACUAAAGGAUAAAUUAUAUUGAAGGAAAAGCAGGGACACCAGUUUGUUUGACAGAAAAUUCCAGCAAAGCUCGACAGUGCAGAGCCAGUGUUGCCACUCACAUACUGAACCAACACAAAGAACACCUUACAAUAACCUAAGAAGUGAUAUAUCUGAUACCCCAAGAUUCCCCGUGCAAUUCCAAGGUUGACACAUAAGCCUCCAAGACCCGGCACAGUUUGCACUAUUUCACCACCUGACGAAGACUGAUGUACCCAUCAAAACAUUGUUGAUUUUAAGUACUACCAACAGAAUGGGCAAGCAGAACAAGCAGAAGCAGAAGAGCUCUUUAGUGAAGCCAAAACGACAGCAUCAGAGUGGUUCAACCAAGCAGGGCAGCAGUGGCGCCCAAGGCCAGAAGGCUUCAGCAUUCAGGGUGUCCUCUCACAAGGCAUUGAAAGCAAAACACAAAACAAAACAGGUCACUUCAAAUCUGAAAUGGAUGAAGAACAAGUCAUCUAAGGAGCAAGUGAAUAAAAACGAUGCCUCCUUCUCUAACGUUCAUCAGUCUUUCACAGUCUCAUCAUCGAAACAGGCUCAAAUACCAGCAAGCAAACCAGUCAAAAAGUUACCGGAAUCAAGACAAGUGGACAUGGAUGCCGCUGUGUUGCAGAUGGCAUCGUUAUAACGUCUUAUACAAGAAAACUCAUGUGACAUAAGCCAUAGAAACAGAACUUAACAAUGACAUCUCGAUGGGGUCUUAUACAAGAAUAUUUAUCCGUACAUGCAACGUGGUAAUGGAACUUUACAGAUGACAUCGGGACUGCAGCUUACGCAUCUUUCAGAACAUCAGCAGUUUAAUGAUAUAAUUGUAGAU
Molecule: messenger RNA, 1169 nt
Organism: Lytechinus variegatus (green sea urchin)
Lineage: Eukaryota; Metazoa; Echinodermata; Echinoidea; Temnopleuroida; Toxopneustidae
Product: ribosomal biogenesis factor-like
Exons: 7
Coding region: 606-980 (124 amino acids)
Biological process (GO): ribosome biogenesis
Source: RefSeq, a predicted model, not a curated record